Molecule: messenger RNA, 2412 nt
Organism: Helobdella robusta
Lineage: Eukaryota; Metazoa; Annelida; Clitellata; Rhynchobdellida; Glossiphoniidae
Exons: 15
Coding region: 6-1616 (536 amino acids)
Biological process (GO): amino acid transmembrane transport
Cellular component (GO): membrane
Molecular function (GO): L-amino acid transmembrane transporter activity
Source: RefSeq, a predicted model, not a curated record
CGAAGAUGGAUAGCAACAAUGUCAAAAACAACGGCAACAACAACAUUAAUGACAACGAUUACACUAACAAUACAACAGUCACAAACGUUAACAAACACAUUACACCAACAGCAACAUCAACAACAACAUCAGCAGCAGCAACAACAACUACAACAACAGCAACAAAUCUAGAUGAAACGAAUGGUGACAAUUUUAAAGCCACAGUCGACAUUUCGACAGUUCAAGUCCCACGUACCAUCACACUUACUGGUGCCAUUUCAUUCAUAGUUGGGACCAUCAUAGGAUCUGGAAUUUUCAUAUCUCCGAAAGGCGUGGCGGAAGGUUCAGGAAGUGUGGGAUUCACGCUCGUCAGUUGGACUAUCUGUGGAAUUGUAUCUAUGCUAGCCGCUCUUUGCUAUGCCGAAAUGGGAUCCGUGGUGAAAGAAUCCGGAGGUGACUACGCAUUUUUCAUGAGAGCGUACGGAAAGGUCGUGGCCUACAUGUUCGCCUGGUGUUGGGGCUUGCUCCUGAAGCCAGCCUCCAUGGCCACACUCGCUAUCACGUGCAGCGAGUACCUACUGACGCCACUGUUUGAGGAUGGGUGUGGUGAGGUGAACAGCCUUCUCAAGAAAUUAUUUGCUGUUACUUUGAUUCUUGUUCUAGCAGCCAUCAGCAUCUACAGCAGCAAGCUGGCAUCUAAGAUUCAAAUCAUAUUCACUGUGGCCAAACUUCUGGCGCUUGGCAUCAUCAUCGUUGGAGGAAUCGUCAAACUUUUUCAAGGAUACACGGAAUAUCUGUCUACCGGAUUUAAAGGAACCAGUACGAAACCCGGAGUUAUUGCCCUAGGAUUCUAUAGUGGAAUGUUUGCUUUCGACGGAUGGAAUGCGGCAAAUUUCAUAACGGAAGAAAUUAUAAAUCCGCAAAGGAACCUGCCACUAGCCAUCAUAAUAGGGGUGCCGGUUGUCAUAGGAGUUUACGUCCUAACCAAUGUUUCGUACUUCACAGUAAUGUCCAUGCAAGAAAUGAUAGACUCAACAGCCGUGGCUAUAACGUGGGCGGAUCGGGUGAUUCCCAAAGUAGCAUGGAUAAUUCCCAUUUUUGUUGCCAUGUCCGCUUUUGGAUCAGCCAACGGAUCGUUUUUCUCAACAUCCAGAUUGAUAUUUGUGGCGGCGAGGAACGACCACCUACCAAAGUUCUUCGGCAUGAUCAACGUUGAGAGGUUAACGCCUGUGCCAGCCUCCGUUCUCAUGGCUCUGAUCGCCAUAUUGUUCGUCAUUCCUGGCAAUGUGGGAGCCCUCAUAACGUUCGUCAGUUUCAUAAAGUGGAUGUUCUACGGGAUGAACAUGAUUUCCAUCAUCAUCUUCCGCUACAGAUAUCCUUAUAAGGAGGCAGACAGGCCCUUCAGAGUUCCUUUGAUUAUACCGAUAUUCGUCUUUUUGGCGGCAAUAUUCAUCGUAAUCGUACCGAUUGUGACCGAACCGCAGAUCGAGUUUCUAUUCGCUUUCAUCUUCAUUCUCAUCGGAUACUUGCUCUACAUUCCUUUCGUUCAUUUCAAACUCUACCCCAAGUGCAUGGAUUAUGUCACAAUUUUCCUGCAGCUUUUUUUCCAAAUAUCGACACCCCAAAAGUUGGACUAGUUUAAAGAAAAAAAUUUGAAAGAAUAAUAAAUUUGUGUUUAUUUCUUUUUAUUAAUGCGUCUAUUUUUAAAAAUAUCACAACAAAUUAAAUUAGGAUUAAACGCUUCUUACGUAGGUUAUUUCUAUUUUUGUCAAACAUUCAUGGGACUUCAUAAAUUUAAAAAUUGAUCACAAGCAAAAUAAGCUAUCUGCGUAUAUUAUUAAUUUAUAUAAUAUAUAUAUAUAUAUAUUAAUAUAUGUAUAUAUAUAUAUAUAUAUGUAUAUAUAUAUAAAACUUAAAAUAAGUAAAUUUAUAUAACUCGCUUAUUAGUUUAAAUGUAAACUUUCGAACUUUCGAAUAAACUAAAUAAUCGAUCAAUUUUUGAAUUAAAAUAUAUAAAUAAAUAAUUAAUCAAUUAAAUUAAAUAGGUAAUUAAUUAAUAAAUUAAUUAAUCAAAUAAUUGAAUCAAGUGUCGAUUUUAUCUGGCGUAAAAACUUGCAGAACCAUCUGCAGGAAAGUCGUCAGGCAGUCCAUACAUGGCAGUUUCAAUUUGAAAUGAACAAGUGGAAUGUAGACGACGUAGCCGAGGGCGAUGAACCCCAGGGCGUAAAAGUAGCCAGUCUGCGGGCUGACCACCAACGGAAUGACCACAAGACACACGGCAAAUAUGAACGCUACAACUGGUAAUAUUAAUGGAACCCUGACAGGCCUGUUGACGUGUUUCAUCUUGAAUCUGAAGACGAUGACAGCCAGAAAGUUGAGACCGUAGAACAUCCACAUGAUGAAGCUGAGGAGGUCAAUGAGAGUGGAGAUGCU